AUGUAUCCUGUCCUGACGUCUAAUCCACCAGAAUUAUCACCAGCUAAUACCAAUUUGACAUCUGCAGCAUCAACAACAACAACAACAACAACAACAACAAACAUGCCCCGUAACAGAAGUGCAUCUACCACAUCAGCUACCAGCCCUCCACCUCCUGCGCUCAUCACUCGAGGAUUUCAAAGUCUUCGUCGUGCUCAUAGACGCCUCUCUAACACGAGCCCAUCGUCGCCUAUUCCAUCUGCCGCAUCACAAGAGAACAAUGCACCAGAUGGUCAACAGCAAUCUCACCAACAGUCUACAGACAUGACUCCUCACACUAGACCGUCCGCAGAGUCUGCUGAUUCUGGAAAUAGUAAUAAUAGCAGCAGUAAUGUAGUACGACCUCGCAUGAGAUUGGUGCCCAAUGUUGGAAUUUCAAGUCGCAGCUUUGUAUUCGAGAUUAUUGACAGAGAGUUGGAACCUGGUGUUAUCUAUCGCAUUGGCCGUUUCUCAGAUAGAAAUGUGCAAGCGGAUAGAUUGUCUUUCAAGAGCAAGGUGGUGAGCCGUAAUCAUGCUGAGCUUUGGACUGAGCAGGGCAAGGUCUACAUUCGUGAUAUUGGAUCAUCGAGUGGUACAUUCUUGAACCGAAUUAGACUCAGUCCGCCUAGUCAUAUUAGUCAACCUUAUGAAGUAAGAGACGGCGAUGCUAUUCAAUUAGGUGUGGAUUACCAAGGCGGUCUGGAGCCCAUUUACAGAGCUGUCCGCGCUCGUGUGGAAUUGAAUAGACAGACACAAAACGCCAACAGCCCAUUCACUCGCACUGCUUUUCAACAAUUGAGAAGCCAUCUCAUUGGCACCAACAUUUCUUCCGGUACAUCGCCUCAACCACCACCACAAGCAGCCUCACCUUCAAACACCAACAACGAUUUCCUUGUCCAACCUGCUGAUUUAGGCCUUCACCGAGAACCUACCAAAGUACAUGAACACUCGAAUGACAUGGUAGCCGACGUCUCCAAUCAAAUGCAAUUAUCCGAGAUGAUGAGUCGUAUGCCUACUGACAUGUCGAGAGCUGAUAUUCAAGAAUGCUGCAUCUGUUUAUAUGCUAUUGCUCCAUUCCAGGCGUUAUUCAUUGCUCCCUGCUCACACAUCUUUCAUUUCAAGUGUCUUCGACCCAUUGUUUUCCAGAAUUACCCAGGCUUUUCAUGUCCGCUUUGUCGUAGUUACUUUGAUUUGGAGGCUAGUGUCGCUGUUGAAGUGGAUGAAGUGUUGGAUGCCAUCAAUGCUGCAAAGGAUUUGAAAGAGAAGCAGCAACAGCAAUCACCCAAGCAACCUUCUGUACCACACAUUGACACGGUCCCUGAAUUGAACGAGGAGGAGGAAGAGGAGGAGGAAGAGGAAGAAGAGGCACAGGAGCGUGAGCCAGAGGAGGGACGUGUUCAUAGUGACGGAGAUGAGCAUCACUUGGAUACCGCUGAAGGGUUAUUGCGUCCUAGUAGCAGUAUACAGUCUGACUUGAGUAGUGAUUUCGAAGAGGGACAUCCUCACGAACCUACAACAACAACAACAACAACAACAACAACAACCGCAGCAGCAGCAGCAGCAGCAGCAGGAGAUGUUGUCAAGACUCGUUUAGAGGCACCUUCUUCAGCAGGCGAUAACAUUACCACACCACCUGUACCAUUUAUUUCUAUUCCAGAAGAUGAAGUAGCCCCUAGCUCAUCCUCACCUUCACCCGCACAAGCGAUCAAUGUCAAUUCAAAUCAUUUGCAAAACUCAUUUGGUGGUCGAACAGCAAAUCGUGGUGGAGAGGGCUUAUUGUCAACUACGUUGGUUGGAUCGCCUAUUUUUGAAACAAAUGUCCUGCCUACAUCAACUGAUAGCAAUGCAUAA
This is a messenger RNA of Mucor velutinosus, 1869 nucleotides long. RefSeq lists its product as uncharacterized. Gene Ontology annotation, cellular component: cell division site; ubiquitin ligase complex; cytosol. Gene Ontology annotation, biological process: protein K48-linked ubiquitination; ubiquitin-dependent protein catabolic process. The record is from RefSeq and is a predicted model, not a curated record. Gene Ontology annotation, molecular function: ubiquitin protein ligase activity; protein binding. NCBI's taxonomy places the organism in Eukaryota, Fungi, Mucoromycota, Mucoromycetes, Mucorales, Mucoraceae. The coding region runs from base 1 to 1869 and encodes 622 amino acids. The transcript is spliced from 2 exons.